Messenger RNA from Gregarina niphandrodes, 726 nucleotides. RefSeq names its product calcineurin B subunit. Gene Ontology annotation, molecular function: calcium ion binding; calcium-dependent protein serine/threonine phosphatase regulator activity. NCBI's taxonomy places the organism in Eukaryota, Apicomplexa, Conoidasida, Eugregarinorida, Gregarinidae. The record is from RefSeq and is a predicted model, not a curated record. Bases 1 to 726 code for a protein of 241 amino acids. The transcript is spliced from 4 exons.
AUGACCAAUAUAUCCCUGGCCGCCAUGUGCCUUUGCGCCAAAUAUACCUGGGAUCAUGCGGCCAUGAACGAAGAUGUGUAUUUGACUGGUCACUUGGGUAGUGCCAUUGGUCUAAGUGACUACUGUAGUAAGUCUACCAACUACAGUAGUCAGACCAAUAACAAGGAUGUUGAUCAAGUGGUCAAUGUCAUGAGCAUUAACGCACAAGGACAGCUCACGCCAGCAGAGCAAAAGGCGCUCUUGCAAUCAGCAAAGUUUACAGAAAAAGACAUCAGGCGAAUUUAUCGGAGAUUCAAGGCUCUGGAUACGAAUAAUAAUGGAGAGUUAGAUCCUCAUGAGCUCUUUGAUGUUCCUGAGAUAGCUGACAAUCCGCUUGUCAAGAGAGUGAUUUCGGUAUUUGAUACUAACGGUGAUGGCAAGGUUUCCUUUACAGAAUUCAUGGUCGGUCUGGCAAAGCUCACUACCGGGACUGAUGAGUACCAAAAGACGAAAUUCGCUUUUGAUAUUUAUGACGUCACCAAAGACGGAUAUAUCUCCAAUGGAGAGCUCUUUACCGUUAUGAAGACAAUGGUCGGGAACAAUCUAACCGACCAGCAACUCCAACAGUUAGUCGACCGGACAAUGCUACAGGCAGACCGUGACGGAGACGGGCUUAUUUCCUUUGCCGAAUUUCAGGAUGUCGUUGCCCACGUGGACAUUCCGGACAAGUUAAAAAUCGACGUAUAG